AGUGGAGGCAUCGGUCAGGCCACAGCACGUCUCCUCGCAUCUCGCGGCCUCAAUGUCGCAAUCCACUACUUCUCUAAUUCUGCCGUCGCUGACUCGCUCGUCUCUGAGCUCACAUCGCCAGCCAACACAGCCCUUGCACAUGGUCCAGUCAAAUCCAUAGCCUUCAAGGCCGAUCUGGGCGACAUGGAUCAGGUGAGGAAGAUGUAUGAGGAGGUGGUGGAGAAGAUGGGGCACAUAGAUGUGCUAUAUAAUAAUGCGGCGAUGAGUGGCAAGAAUUUGGGGAUUAAGGGGCGAAUUGGGGAUAUCGGGUUGGAAGAGUUCGAGACCGUCUGGAGGACGAAUGUGCAGGCGAGCUUUUUGGUGAGUCUUAUUCUUCCGUUGACUCAGUUGUGCAUACCCCAUAUGGAGGAACAGAAGUUUGGACGGAUCGUGUUCUGCUCUAGUAUUGCUGCAGCCACAGGAGGCGUUGUCAGCCCGGCCUACGCAUCAAGCAAGUCUGCUCUCCACGGCAUCAUGCAUUGGGUUGCUAAACAAUACAUUAAAUGCGGAAUCAACCUCAUCCCAAUGGGCCGAUUCGGUAUGCCUGAAGAAAUCGCGGCGGUGGUCGAGCUGCUGAUUAGUAACUCGUACAUGACGAACAAGGUGCAUUUCACUGACUCUUUAGUCCGUCCAUUCGUAUUGCUGACCAGAUUAUGGACAUGCAUCGCGCUCGACUAG
This is a messenger RNA of Stereum hirsutum FP-91666 SS1, 717 nucleotides long. RefSeq names its product NAD-P-binding protein. Gene Ontology annotation, molecular function: oxidoreductase activity. The transcript has 5 exons. The record is from RefSeq and is a predicted model, not a curated record. Lineage: Eukaryota; Fungi; Basidiomycota; Agaricomycetes; Russulales; Stereaceae. The annotation marks the transcript as partial.